AAGCUUGUCAGCAAAGAUACUUCAGUAAAAAGAAGGGUCUUGUUUUUGGCCCCACGUUGUUGUCAACACUAAAGAAGUCUCAUCGUUCAGCUUUUGCUUCUUCCUGCGUUGUCUCCAUGUCGAUCCACGUGCGCUCGCAGCUCUUUCUCAUCCGCCCGCAGUCGCUUAAGCUCGGGACGCGCGCCAUGUCGGUGGGAAAGAAGUUGCAGAGCCGCAGCCAGGUGUUAGCACUUCGAGUGCCGGCGCGUGCUCUUCCCCGCAAUCCGCAACUAGUGGUGGCGGGCGCCGUGCUGAGCGCUUCGGUAUCGCUAUUGCUGAAGGAGUCGGUGCUGUGCCAGGACGCGAUGGUGCUCGCAGCCGCGGAGGGGCCAUCGGGCAGUGGUGACCCCAAGAAGAAGGACGACCCUGUGGAGAAGAUCAUCGAUGUGGUGCUGUCGAACUGCGGAGAGCUCACGCUGGCAGGCGGUCUGGGUUUCUGCUCAGGCUACGCGCUCAAGCAGGUGGGCAGGGCCGCAGCAGUGGCGGUGGGUAUCGUCUUCGUCAUGGCGCAGGCGGCCGCCUACAACGGCUACAUCGACAUUAAGUGGGGCAAGGUGCAGAAGGACAUGAUCGCCAAGGUCGACCCCAACGGAGAUGGCAAGAUCGACAGCGAGGACGUCAAGCUCUGGUACAGGAAACUGCUCAAGAUCAUGAAGACGAACCUGCCGUCGUCCGCAGGUUUCUCCAGCGGCUUCGCACUUGGUGUCUACUACUCGUGAACACUGUGCGUAAGUCAGUGAGAUGGUCGUCUUCUCCUUCUUUAUAGUAUGAUGUUCCUAUGUCAAGACAACGUGGUGGUGGACCAUUUGUGACAAAAAAUAAACAUCAGAUUGCUACAAAAAUGGUUGAACCUUCCGCCCUACUCAGUGGGGAAAGCCUUGGCUAGAAACCCGACAAUAAUGGAGCGGUCGUCUGCACUCGUUACACCCAUGCUCUUGAGCUCGCGUGAAAACGCUGGUACACUGCUGAUCCCGUUGCUGAUAAGGUUGAGUCCUAGGGUGGCGUACAGGAUGAUCUCUGGCCGCGUGAACGAUAAAAACGUUUGCUUCGCGCUCUCGGAGCACGUCGGAAAGCAGUCCUGCCACAUCUUCUCCCGUAAUCGCGACUUCAUGUCGUUAUCCGCCACCUAAGGUGCAGCCAAGCACAAACAUGGGGUCAUUAGACAUUUGCUAUCCACAGAAACUCACCACUGUCCAAUAUCGUACCGACACAGGAAUGGGUGGGGGCAUCUCGGUUCCAUCUUGCUCCGUCUGCAAUAGCAAACACACACGAGUGUAUCAGCAACAGAAGCGUACAUUAUAAGCCCAUGGCUUGCCGAGAAAGGGGGCGAGGCCCUACCGACAAGCCAGCUGUGCGGAGCUCGUGGGCACGGAGAUGGAAUCCCCGUGCGGUCAACUGCGUCGCCUACAGCAAGGACAGCACCAGCCAACCAACGACCACAUCCCAAGUGGGUAAAUCGUUCCAUGCCCAAGCAACAAAAGAUCAUCCAACACUACAAGAUGCAUUCGCUAUCGUUUCGUACCGUCGGGUCCUUCUCAAUGUAGAUUCGGUAUGCUUCAUUUGUCCGCAACCGCGGUGUGUACAGCUUGGUUUUCCACUCCUGCCAACAAUUGAUAAUAUUUUUUUAAUCCUCUG
Messenger RNA from Phytophthora nicotianae INRA-310, 1674 nucleotides. RefSeq lists its product as hypothetical. Gene Ontology annotation, cellular component: mitochondrial outer membrane. Bases 117 to 758 code for a protein of 213 amino acids. The record is from RefSeq and is a predicted model, not a curated record. Gene Ontology annotation, molecular function: calcium ion binding. Lineage: Eukaryota; Oomycota; Peronosporomycetes; Peronosporales; Peronosporaceae. Gene Ontology annotation, biological process: autophagy of mitochondrion. The transcript is spliced from 3 exons.